AUACGAUUCAAAUACAAUUCAGCAGUCGCCUCGAGUAGACGUAUAGCGCACGCCACAAAAGUUUUCCAUUAAGCAACAAAAAGCAAAAUAAAGGAAGAGAGACAGAAAGUCGUGUUGAGUUGCAUAUGAAGUGCAUUUUUGAAUCGCGAGUUCAAGAACGGAAAAGCAAACGUCAAAGAACGAACGCGCACUAAAAUUAAAGUGGAAAUCGAAACGUCUAGAACAGAAGUCGAAGUUUUUGAUUGAAAACCUGCAUAGUUUUGUCUGUUUUUUUUUUUUUGGUAUUUGAGCUGUGUUGAUUUUUGUUUCGUGCGUGCUGAGUAAAGAACAACAACAACGAAAUGGCUUUUAUGAUGCCGGUUAUGAAAAACAACUAUGAUAUCUAUAAGGAUACGCGUGCCCGCUCCCGCAAAACAUCCGAAUGCUCGAACGUGAGCAGUGGCAACGGCACCUCAGCCUUGGCCAGCGCCCUCGCUACGCCGGGUCAGCCGUCGCAGCAGCAACAACGUCGGCGCAAGGUGUCCGAAUGUAAGUCAGAAAGUUUUGCAACGUCACCGUCGCACGGGCAACUAGGCACACAUCGCAUGCAGAUGCAGCGCUGUCACAGCUCGCGCGGCUUCACCCGCAACACUUCACGGAGCUCCCACGGCGGCUCCAUGAUGCAAAUGUCGCAGGCAGCAAUGAUGUCGCCUACGCGCUCGAGUCCACCCAGCCGAACGCAGACAGCCUCGGCGCUAGAACGACAGGCGGCAGCGCAGGCCGCUGCGCAGUCAGCAGCAGCGGCAGCGACGGCGCAGCGGGAGGAGCGGGCAGCUGAGCAGAGCAACGAUUAUACGAAAUUCCAUAUGCGUUUGGUUGACAAGCUCCGCAAGUCCUUUCGCAAGGACAGCAGCAAGCGCUCAUGAGAACACGUCACACACACAAACAGCAACAGCAGCAGCAACCACAACAACAACAACCACAAUAGCAGCGUCGGCGGCGGCAACAAUAACAACAUUAAUGGCUGGCAGUACGACAGUGACGCUGGCAGCAUACAACAGCCGCCGCCGUCGCUGCCAACGCAGAGUUCUAGUGUUGUCAGCCGUUUGGGCCGACGCUUUAAACGCUGUUGCCAAGCGUUCGGCGCAGCCGCUGUCAUUGCCGGCGGCGCAGCUGCGCCUGAGCUGGACUUUAAUGACGGCAGCGAUGGCGGCGGCAGCGCUGAGCAUCUAACCGCUGGCAGUCCGUACGCCAUACGUCGCUGUCGACGUCGCUGUAGCAGCGGCAGCAGCAUUAAUCGCCUGAAGCUGCGACUGCGCCGAUCGACCUCGUCGCCGGGCUAAGCUCAUCACAGCGGCAGAGAAUUGCGCUUGCAUUUGGGAUAUGGAUACAAAAGAAAUUCGAAAUCGAAAUUCGGUUAUUCGAAUACUGGAAGUGCUAGGAAUGCAGCAUGACGGCGGCGACUGAGCACGCAGCGUUAACUGCGUGUGCCGAAAAUGUGGAAUAGGGUCGCAGCAGACAACGGCAAGCGCGAGCGCGAUCGUGGGCAGAGCGUCAAAUAGCGGCAGUAGCGAACAUACAGAAACAGGUAGCGAGGACGCGGUGGCAUGUUGAAUAAGUUGCCAGCUGUUUGCAAAUUGUUUUUUAAAACUACUUUUUUUCGCUUAAAUU
This is a messenger RNA of Drosophila hydei, 1650 nucleotides long. RefSeq lists its product as uncharacterized. The coding region runs from base 342 to 905 and encodes 187 amino acids. The transcript has a single exon. The record is from RefSeq and is a predicted model, not a curated record. Lineage: Eukaryota; Metazoa; Arthropoda; Insecta; Diptera; Drosophilidae.